GCGUAUAAUGUCCACAGUUUUGGUUGGUUUUGUUGGAUCCGAAUGAAUCAAUACAAGCCUAUUUUCAACAAAAUUUGCAUGUAAUGUUGAAAAUGCUACAGCGGAAUGGAUUUGGGUGCCAAAUGGAUUCUCACUGAUUAAUUAACAAUCCGGCUCUUCUCCAAUAAAUGUUGUAAUGAUGAUGGGUCAUGCUCUUGUAUAUAUAUGCAUCGCAAUUAUUGAAACAAUAGCUCAAAAUAGUAUUCCGGAGACUACUACAACUGUAUAUGGUUUAGAUUUUGGCUAUAAGAAAAAUUCAUUCACAACUGACACACCUACCACUACCAUUACUCUCGAUUUUGCAGUUCCAGCCAAACCAAGAAAUUUGACUAUUUUGGAUUUCACUUCAGUCAGCAUCUAUUUACAAUGGGCUAACCCUGAAAAUAUGAAUGGUGUUAUUGAAGGAUAUAGAGUUUACUACAUGAACAACAAUUAUACUGCAGUGCAACCAGACAAAAUUCCCUAUGAUAAUCCACUCAUUCACUACAAUUUGACAAAACUGGAGCCAAAAACUGAGUAUACAAUAUUUGUGAAAGCAUUCACUCAAAAGCAUGAGGGAUAUCCAUCAGAGUCUGUGAUAGCCACAACAGAUAUUAGUGGGCCUACAGCUCCUAAGGUGCUCAACUUGUCUUGCCAGGCCAAUGAAACCAUUUAUAUACAGUGGGAGAGACCAGCAAAUUUCUAUUAUUCUAUAGACUAUUACUAUAUUUAUGUGAAUCUUGGGAAUCACCUCUAUGAUAAUAUUACCAUUUCCACCACUGAAGAACACCUUGAGACUGCAUACACACUGAAAAAUGUUACUCCAGAUGCUGACUACAAAGUGCAGAUUCAAGCUUCAACAAGGAGCAACCGUACUCAUAGGUUGAUUAUGGGACAAAUCUCUGCUGAGUCAAUAUCCCGGAACUGUGAUAAAAUAGAUUAUAUGUCUCAUACCACUAGUGAACUGGGUGCUGGAAUUGUUGCUGGCAUACUUUGUGCAGCUAUGGCUCUGGUACUUGCAGGACUUGGAUUUUUAAUUUGGAGGAAGUGUUUUCGAGCCCCAUAUUACUAUCUAGACAAUCCUCAGUGCUCUACAGCUGCACUUGAUUGGAAUAUAACCCCUGAACCUGAUGCUGAUCAUAUCGGACCUAUUCCAGUGGCACUUUUUGCCAGGCAUGUCCAAGAACUGCAUGCUGAUGGUGAUAUUGGUUUUAGCAAAGAAUAUGAAGCCAUUCAGAAUGAUGCUGUCAAUGAUGUGAAUAGUUCAGAACAUUCCCAACACCCUGAGAAUAAACCCAAAAAUAGAUAUCUGAAUAUCAUUGCUUAUGACCAUUCUAGAGUCCAUUUAUUGACAAUGCGUGGCCAAAAGAUUUCAACCUAUAUCAACGCCAAUUAUAUUGAUGGCUUUCAAAUGAACAAAGCGUAUAUUGGUACUCAAGGUCCACUACCUUCCACUUUUGAUUGUUUUUGGCGAAUGGUUUGGGAACAAAGGGUUACUAUAAUUGUGAUGAUCACUAAUUUAGUUGAGAGGGGGCGGAGGAAAUGUGAUAUGUAUUGGCCUAAGGAAGGUACCGAAACUUACGGGAUGAUUCAAGUAAGACUAGUCAAAGAAGAUAUCAUGGCCACUUAUACUGUCAGAACUCUUUCAAUCAGACAUCUCAGAGUAAGCAUUAAGAGUAAAAAGAAAGCUGCGUUAGCUGAGAAAACAGUUUAUCAGUAUCAUUACACUAAUUGGCCUGAUCAUGGCACCCCAGAUCAUCCUUUGCCAGUAAUUCACUUUAUUAAGAAAUCUUCAGCAGCUAAUCCCACAGAUAGUGGUCCCAUUGUUGUUCAUUGCAGUGCCGGAGUGGGUCGAACAGGAACUUACAUAGUAUUGGAUGCCAUGUUGAAGCAAAUUCGAGCUAGGGGUGAAGUGAACAUAUUUGGUUUUCUGAAGCACAUUCGAGCUCAACGCAAUUUCUUAGUCCAAACUGAAGAACAAUAUAUAUUCAUCCACGACUCGUUGGUGGAAGCCAUCGAAUGUGGUGAAACAAACAUUGGUCGUGAGAAAUUUCCCAGAUACGUUUCAGUCUUGCAAAAUCCUAAUCUCGAAGAUAAAAACGAGCUAUGGAAACCAUUAGAUGUCCAGUUCAGACUAGUCACCAGCUUUGUGUGCCGUGAUUUCAACCUGGUAUCGGCCAACAAACCAGUGAACCAAUCGAAAAACAGGUGUGCUGUCAUUUUGCCGGUAGAAAGCGCUCGUGUUCAUCUAACUCCCAAGCCUGGUGAAGACGGAUCCGAUUACAUAAAUGCUAGCUGGCUUCAGGGCUUCCACAGCCUUCGAGAAUUCAUUAUUACUCAGCAUCCGUUCAAGCACACCAUUCAUGACUUCUGGCAAAUGGUGUGGGAUCACAGUGCACAACUCAUCGUCAUGAUUAGCUAUAUCGAUAAUUCGGAAUACGAAGUUUUUUGGCCGGAAGGAGACGAAGCCAUCGAAACCGACACUUACAUCUGCAAACAGACCAACGAAAAUGGCACUUCUGCUUACUUCCUCCGGGAAUUCCUCAUGAAAUCUGUACAGGAUGACUAUGAGAUUCCCGUCAAGAUGUUGCAUUGUGUCAACUGGCCCCAUCAAGUUGCAUCUCUGUCUGAACUGUAUCAUCUACCAAACUUUGUACUAGAUAUGCAGAAAAUCCAGAAUGGACCCAUUAUCAUUGUUGAUCGUUUUGGAGGCACCGAAGCUGCCUCAUUUUGUGCCCUCACCACCCUCAAGAAACAUCUGAUUUACGAUAACAAAGUCGACGUUUACAUGUACACUAAGCUCUAUCACAACAAGAGACCAGGCAUAUGGAUAUCUAGCGACGAUUACAUGAAGCUGCACCUUUGCGUGCAGACUUUGUGUAGCCCUCCAGAGCCGCAAAUACAGGAAGUUACCCCGGAUUUGUAUGCCAUGACCAAUGGAACCGUCAAUAACGGAUCGAUAUCAACAGAUUGCAUUCGAGUGCCUCCAGAAGGCCCUGCUGGCGCGAUUGCUGCUACACAAGAAGGUCCCUCGACAAAUGCAGACAUCCACGACAAAUCAACCGAUCCUCCAAAGGAUCGUCUGCGCAGAGCAGGGACCACGAAAUUUCGACGGCGCAGAGAUGGCGUUUUUUUUAGCGAGAAGGAAAACAUAUUGGAUACUCUUUCUCAAAGACUGAACGAUUUGAAAUCGGAUGGGAAUCACGCUUCAGACUCUGAAAUUGCGCCAAGACAAUCGCGGAGAUCUAGGACAAAAUCAUUUGAUAAAAACGAAGCUUGGGUUCAUCAGCAAGACACAACUGAAAGAGUGAUAUGGCAUAAACUACCAGAACAAACAUUUCUGGUCCCAGAAGAAAAAGAAACCACCUUCGACAAUAAUGGCCCGCAAAUUUCGUCUUUAUCAUCAACUCAACGUCAAGUUCUUAGGAAGCUAGCUCUGCUCAAACUGACAGCACAUAUGGAAAAAUAUUGCCCCACGCAUCGGACUGGCUGGAAUUGGGAUUUACCGAAAUUUAUAAGAAAAAUCAAAUGUCCCGUUUAUAAAGACAAGAAUAUUUUUGGGGUACCUCUCACAAUUACGUUCCAAAGGACCGGACGUGUUUUACCAAGACAGAUCGAAGAAGCAAUGCGUUGGCUACAAGAAAAUUCUACCGAUGAUGUUGGAAUUUUCAGAAAACCUGGAGUGAGGUCUCGAAUUCAACACUUGCAUGAUAAAGUAGAAUCGAACAUCGGAAUAGAUUACAGCGAUCAGCAGUGUUAUGAUGUAGCCGAUAUGGUGAAACAGUAUUAUCGAGAGUUACCGGAAGUCCUGUUGACUACCAAACUUUCCGAAACUUUUAUAUUGAUCUUUCAAUAUGUGCCUGUUAACUUACGCCGAGAAUCAGUUCUGUGUGCAAUUUUGCUGCUCCCAGACGAACAUAUGGAAGUCCUACAAUCCCUAUUGCAUUUUUUAUUAGUCAUUGCGAAAAAUUCACAAGUGAAUCAGAUGAACGAAAACAAUCUGGCGAUGUGCUUUGCACCUACAUUGUUCCACUAUUCGCCAGGACUCAAACAGAAUUUGGGCUCGCCGCAUCCCAAAGAGCUUGCGGAAAAUAAAGCUGGUCAUUCGUGCUUGUUGUUUUUCCUCAACAAUUACCAUAACUUGUUCAGGAUACCACAAGAUUUCAUCAAUCAAUGCAAUCCGAGCGAGAUACGGGAAACUAAAGCAAAAUUCUUAUCAGAGUUGGGCAUGGAAAUGGGUGGUUGGAGGGAAUAUCUGAACGAAUGUGAAAGUAACUUGCUGAGAGAAGUGAAAGAAAGAGGGCGAGGCUGGAUUCCGAUCAGUUCACACAAUCCCAAAGUGGACAUUUCCUACAGAAAAGUGGCUGAUGGGCUACCUUUGAAAUUGUGGAGAACUUCGACUGAUGUGGAAGCUCCUCCAUCGGAAGUAGUUCGUCGGAUUCUGAGAGAAAGGCACAUUUGGGAUAACGACUUGCAAUCGGCGAAGAUAAUUGCUCAGUUGGACCAUAGAACAGAGGUAUUCCAAUUCGUUCGAAGGAACAUAGAUCCAUUGCCAAAUGAAGAGUAUUGCGUACUACGGACAUGGAGGACGGAUUUGCCAAAAGACACCUGUAUCAUAGUAGAAACCUCGGUUGAGUAUUCCGAUGCUCUCCCUGUACCCAACACUUCGAGGGCCGUCAUUUUGGCAUCUAGAUAUCUGAUUGAACCCUGCGGAUCCGGAAAGUCCAGACUGAUACAUUUUUCUAGAAUAGAUACAAUGGGCAGAACACCGGAAUGGUACCAGAAAAAUUAUGGACAUUUAUGUGCGAUUUUCCUAUCUAAUAUACAGAACUCGUUUUAUCAAAACACCAGAGGCCCUGAAAGUAAAGUGUAGAUAAUCAUGCAUACCAAAGAUUAAUGUGAAACUUACUUUUAAGUGUUUGUAAAUAGUCACAAGCCUAGGCACAUUUCCUCUUAUACAUCACAUAUAUAAUGAUAAAACAUUUAUAUUUUUGUAAUGAAAGAUAUAUUAGCUAUAUAUUAUUUUUAGAGAUAGUCCUAUUUUGGUAAUUUGCAUGUUUGUAUUAUCCAUUCAUUACAUUUCAAACAUAAACACCACUUAAUAUUAAUCACCACAUUUUUCUGUAUUUGGAAUUUGAACCAUAAAAAUAUUGUUGAAGAAGUUAACUGGAUUUCAAAUGUCUUCUGGAGUUAAUAUGCUAGUCACAAAUUAUUCAACUGGACAUUUGUAAAUAUAUAAUAUCAUUAUUAUUAUACAUCUGUUCAUAUCAGUACAUUUCCAAUCUGUUUCGAUUUGUAUGAAUUAAUGUAGGUGUACAGGAAGGCAAUAAAUCAAAAUUCUUGUUCCAGGCAAUCUGUUCACAAUAUAACUUGAUGCCAGUAUUUAACACUUUAAAAUUCAAUUGUUAUAUUGAAAUAUGGGGAAUACACUUAUUUUGCAGCUUUAAUGCUCCACUCUGUUGAUAGAUGCUUUAUAUAUUAUUUUGAAAUAUGGGCACCCUGUUUGAUGAGGUCAUUUGGGAUAUGUGAACAUGGUGAUGAAGUAAUAACGUCCUUAAACAUUACUCUACACAUACAAGUUGUACGGAAAGGUCAUGUUGUAAAUGAUAAGGCUGAAGAAUGAGCCAAAAUAAUGCUAGUACUUCAUAUAAAAAAAUGACUAUCGCACUUCGUUACGGAGUUAUUGACCUUGAAAGUUUGAAUAAAAACUAAAUUGCUUGUAUAACGGUUGCCAUGGUAUCAAUGAUAACUUGCCAGGUAGCGGCGUGGUAGAAUCGUCAGUAUUCUAUUCACGUUGGAUUGCCGGUUGGCGGUUGGUGGGUUCGAUUCCCACGACUGCAGAAUUUUUCUGAUAGCCAAAGAAAGUGUUUGGGAUCAUCCUUGCUCGCAAAAGUCUCUUGAAGACUUCUGACGGUUGCUCGUAAGGGGGCAUCCGGGUGACGGAUAAGAACAAUUUUAAAACAAAACAAAUAUUCGAGCAACUCAAUUAACUCAUACUAAUUCUUCUUUUAAUAUGUAAACGGCGGUUCAGUGACUAUGUCUCAUAUAUCUUGAACCGUUCUAGAGAAUAUCGCAUUUUAAAUUCAUACAUCCCCACCGUUUCAAAUUUGAUAAAACCUCUUUUAUUCAAUAACAUCAUGGUAGAUGCAGUCAUUCUCAAAAUGGACAUUACAUUAUUUUGACAGUAUUUAAUACUUUGGUAACACCAUGGAUGGAGUUUAGUAAUGAUGAGCAUGUAUUAUGUAUGACUUACAGAAACUUUCAAGGUCAAUAACAUUUUUUUAAUAUGAAGUAGGUACUAACAUUAUUUUGGCUCACCCUAUCAGCCCUAUCAUUUACGACAUGACCUUUCCGGACACACUGUAUAAUGCAUCGUUCAUAUCAUAUCUCAAAACAUUGCCGAAAGUACCGGAAAACCACAGUUCAAACCAUGUGAUGGAGUGUUUAAUAAUAAUUAUCUACAGGGGGCAUUUCAGCUGGGACACAUCAGUCUAUGGGCAAUGUUGCAUGAUUGUAAACAGUUGUCAAUGGGUGAAUAGGUACCAACUACUAAUAAAAUUAUAUAUUAUCUCAAGAUUCUCAAGUGGUUUCAUCAAUCAAGCUCUCCUCAAACAUUGAAUUUUAACAAAAACGAAUCCCUUACGAAAAUACAAUUUUACUUAAAAUAUCCACAUUAUAUGCCUCUAUUUUGAAUCAUAUAUUGUUGAAGUCUGUAACAAAAGUAUUACUGGAAUUAUACAAUACUAUAAAUAGUAUAUAAGUAUUUUUAUUGACUUGUUUCUAUCAAUAAUUUUUGUGGAAAAUAUAAAAUUGUAUAUAGAU
Molecule: messenger RNA, 6840 nt
Organism: Phaedon cochleariae (mustard beetle)
Lineage: Eukaryota; Metazoa; Arthropoda; Insecta; Coleoptera; Chrysomelidae
Source: the annotation of a GenBank genome assembly